Messenger RNA from Echinostoma caproni, 357 nucleotides. NCBI's taxonomy places the organism in Eukaryota, Metazoa, Platyhelminthes, Trematoda, Plagiorchiida, Echinostomatidae. The record is from the annotation of a GenBank genome assembly.
AUGAUGACGUACGGCGUGGAUCCGCUGGCGAAAAAACCAGUGAAAGGAUUAAACGACAGUGCGAGAUAUGAAUAUCGUCGACGACAAUUGGAAGGAGUGAGGAAAAUAUCAGACGAGGAACAACAGAAGGAUGUGACAUCCGCGGAACGGUUCACGGAAUUGAUUCGUGAGGUGAAAGAACGACGAGAGUUCCUUCGUACAAUGUCCGAAUAUGGUCAGGAUCAAGCGUACAGAAAUGCAAUAGAAACAGAAAUUUCACAGUUGGUACGUGAAAUGGAAGAGAUGGAUCGUCGCGAAACGAUGAAAUUGAACCAGGCAUUGAAGGCGAAUGAUGAACGUGAAGCUGAUGAAGAAUAA